AUGGAUGAAGUAUUUGAGCCUGACACAAUCGACGUUCAAGUUGAUGAUUUUGUAAAAACCAAAUCAGUUUCAAGAUGCAAAGAUGAAUUCCUUAAUGUUCUUUGUGAAGACGGUGAUGACGAACCAGUAGAAGGUGAAGGAGAGAAUGCUCGAGUGGAAGUAGAUGAUGAGAAAAACACUGAAGAAUCUAGUGAUGAAGAUGAAAUCGUAUACUCCAUCCAUAAUCCGAAGGUCAAAUGGAAUGUGAUGAAACAGAUUAUUGGAGAAAGGUAUGAAUCUAGACAUGAACUGAAAUUAUGCUUAACAAAUUAUUCCAUCUAUAAGGGUUAUAAAAUUCGUUUCAAGAAGUGUGAUAGUGUUAGACUAGUGGCUGUGUGUGCUACUGAUCCAGAAAAAUGCCCUUUUAUGGUUCGUGCUUCAUGGAUGAGUACUGAAAAUUCAUUCCAUGUGAAAAAGAUGAAUGAUAGGCAUACAUGUGUUAGUAAUUUUAGUAGUUCAAGGCUUAUGAAUCCAACUUGGUUAGCAAAGUAG
Molecule: messenger RNA, 531 nt
Organism: Lactuca virosa
Lineage: Eukaryota; Viridiplantae; Streptophyta; Magnoliopsida; Asterales; Asteraceae
Source: the annotation of a GenBank genome assembly